Molecule: messenger RNA, 1719 nt
Organism: Prorocentrum cordatum
Lineage: Eukaryota; Dinophyceae; Prorocentrales; Prorocentraceae
Source: the annotation of a GenBank genome assembly
GCGCUCCGCGGCCGGGUGCUCGCGGCCCUCGGCAGCACCCCCGUGGCCGCCACCGAGUGGGGACCCUGCGCGUGGGCCGUCGGCGGCAGGCCAGAUUUCGACGCGGCCACCGAGUGGCUGGAUUUCUUCCGCAUGCACAACAUUUGGGACGUGAGCUGGGCAAUUUCGGACGACGCCACGCUUUCGUGUUCCAUGCUGAAGACGGGUGCCGACAGUGCAGGUGCCUGGCACGCCGCCCAGCUCACCCCGGCGGGGGCCUUCGCCCGCGCCUCCCUGCGGACCGGGCACCUCGACGGCGUGCUGGGAGAGUACGUGCCGGUCAACGGCACCACAACCUGCUCCAGCAGCUUCUCGUGCCUCGUCGACCUCAGCGUUCUCCAGUGCGCCAUGCUCUGCGAUGCUAGCGAAGACUGCGGCGGUUUCUACUAUGAGCCGAAGUUCCGGAUGUGCUCCCUGAGGAAUGCGUUGGCCGUUUGCAGCGACAUCGAAGGCCAGACAGGUGGCAUGGACGCGCGCCUCUUCCAGAGGCUGCCCUUCGAGCGGGCGCGGCUCCCCGCCGCAGGCAAGGGCGCCGACCAGGAGGCGCCGUGCGGCGGGGGCAGCGGCCCGGACGACGGCCACGAGUACCUCUCCUGCGGCGGCAGCGGCGCGGGCCACCGCGGCUGCUGCGCGCGGGCCCGGCUCCCGCGCGGCCAGGCCGCCUGGGCGCCUCUCCGGGCGGGCCGCGCCUGCAGUGCCGGGGCCGCGGAGGCCCUCGGCGCCGCCACGGCGGAGGGCGCGGAGUCCGCCUGCGCGCUGCGCUGCGCACUGAGCGAGGGCUGCGCCGGCUUCGCCUUCCGCGCCCCGGGCGGCGGCAACUGCUCCAGCGCUCCGGGCGGCUCCGCCGCCGCCGAAGGCGACUGCUUGCUGCUGCGUGGUGCGUGCGAGGGCGAGGCCGCGACGGACGACGCCUGCUGGGACGAGUACUCCAUGACGGGCCCCCCGGCGCCGGCGGGCAUGCCGCUGACCUCGCACGAUCUGCGUGAGCGGAGCCCGGCGGCGAGCCACGAGGCCUCCCAGGCCCUGCCCGCCAAGGCCUGGGCCCUCGCUCGGAGCCGCAGCGGCUGCGCGAACUGGCACGGCAUCGCCGGCGCGGAGCCCUCAACGGAGCCCUCGGCGGGGCGGUGCGGCGAGCGAUGCCAGGGGCAGAAAGGCUGCACCGGCUUCGCCUUCCAGGGCGCCGACGACUGCUCGCCCCUCGGCAUCGGACGGGGCACCUGCGUGCUGUGGUUCGGGCCCUGCCAGCAUGAGGCGGACACCUGCUGGGACCAGUACGCCAUGCUCCUCAACGCCUCGGCGGCGGCGGGCUCCGCCGCGCUCCGCGGCGCCGCGCGGGAGGCGCCCGCGGGCGCGACGGGCCGCGGCGCCCCCCCGGCGCAGAGCGGUGGCGGCCCUGGCGCCGGCGCGGUGGUGGCCGUCCUCGCCGUCCUCGGCGCGGCGGCCGCCGCAGGCUGGUGGCUGCGGCGCUGGAGGGCCUCGGGGGAGGCGUGCCCCGAGUUGGCGGCUGCGGGCUGCGAGGACAGGCUCACGGCGCUGUGCGCAUCGCCCGUGGCCUCCAGGCUUUGGAGCAGCUGCGCCCAAGUCGGAGGCCCGCCGCCAGGCGCCCCGGGCGCCAGCCCGGGCUCCCGCGGCGGGCCGGAGGAGAGCCCGACGAGGCGGCCGCUGGCCCCGGCGCGGUGA